AUGACUGCAGCCGACUUUCAGAGUGAAGGGAAAUCAACCCACCAGACCACAAUCAACUCAGGCUCGAUUACGAUGCGCCUGCAAGGCAUUGAGGAAUGGAGCUCGGAAACCAAGACCACAGUCGUAUCAUCCAUCGCUGACGAUAUGGUCACGACAUUGAAGAUCAUAGGAAGACACUCAGAAGCCGGUAUCCUGGACUAUACGCACACAGAGCGAAUCAGUGAUGUCAUUGAUAUCGUUCUCAACACGAAUGAGCGGCUCGAAAGUUGCAAGAUACGGCGGCUCCGCCAGCAGAACCGGGACCAGAGACGGGCAUAUCAAAAUUUGGUCAGAAAGACAGAGGAAGUGCUCGACAAGUACAAUAGGAAAGUGCAGGGAUUGAAAGCACAUGUCCGGAAUUUGCGGGGUGAACUGCUUAAUUCCAAAUUAGAGCGAGAGCUGCUGCUUCGGCGGGUUCACUAUCUGGAGAAAGGGGGUGAUUAUGGGGAUGAUGGAGAGGGCGACACUAUUGUAGAGGAAAAGGAGGUGGAAAGUCCCCAGGAUCAGGGAAUGGCUGGUCUGACGGAUGAAGAUGGGGAGUGGGAAGAGGAUCCCGAGACCGAACUCUAA
Penicillium longicatenatum is the source of this 609-nucleotide messenger RNA. RefSeq lists its product as uncharacterized. The transcript has a single exon. Lineage: Eukaryota; Fungi; Ascomycota; Eurotiomycetes; Eurotiales; Aspergillaceae. The record is from RefSeq and is a predicted model, not a curated record. The coding region runs from base 1 to 609 and encodes 202 amino acids.